Malassezia vespertilionis is the source of this 3579-nucleotide messenger RNA. RefSeq lists its product as uncharacterized. NCBI's taxonomy places the organism in Eukaryota, Fungi, Basidiomycota, Malasseziomycetes, Malasseziales, Malasseziaceae. The transcript has 2 exons. The coding region runs from base 1 to 3579 and encodes 1192 amino acids. The record is from RefSeq and is a predicted model, not a curated record.
AUGCGGUCCGUUUCCUGGGUCUCGGGCGCGCACGAUACGCUCCCCCUUGUUGCGCAGGAUGCGCAAGUGCAGUCUUUGACACAGCAGACACUACACCCAUCGACCCAGGCGCGUGCAACGAGUCGUACACCGUUUGUCGCGACUGCAUCGACCUUACCCGCCGUGCAACAUACACCGAAUCGAGCGGCACUGUUUGCGCGUGCGAACACGCCGCUCUCACUGCGAAGCCGUGGGCAGUUUACAGCUCUUCCAGGCAACGCGCCUGCCGGAGAAAAGAGCGAGCCGAGCCGAGAUUUGUCUUGGGCGCAAACCCCGGGACGAUCCAAGUGGGGUUCGCUGCACUUAGGUCCUACACAGACGCCUCUGCUUGCCAGCCAUCCGUCCUUGCGUGAAUUUGUGCCUGGAAUGCUUCCUGAAACGAAGCAGGAGCGCGUACAAGUAUCUCACUCCGCUUCGCACAGCUCCGUGCUUGGGAAGCGUGAGCAAGAGACGGAGCAAGAGAUGGAUGAAAAUGUACCAUCUCCAAGGAAGCGUCGGAUGGUCUGGGAUCCGGAAAUGGGCUUUGUCGACGCCGAAGAUUUAGAGGCACGCAAACCUGUCCUUCCGCCGCCGCAGAAUGAGGCGGAGCGUAUUUUGCGCGCGUUGGAGAGUAUGCGAACGCCGCUGGGCGAUGCACGUCGCGAGGGUAUUAUUCGGUCCCAGUCGCUCCCUUCGUGGAAUGCGAGCUCGAUUUCUGUGCCGCUGCCUUCGCCGUCGCGCGACGGGAUAUUGACGGCGUCAGCGUCGCGCUCUCCCUCCAGGAGUAUUGCGCCUCAUUCACGCUCUGUACAGCGCGUGCAAAAGCUGCGCCGCAACCACACGGGCUCGCGCCCGAGCAUGCGUUCGAAGCUUAGAAACACGAUUCAAUUUGAUGACAUUGACGACGAUGCCAUGCACGAAGAAGAGGAAGUUGCAAGCAACUUGCUGGGAGACGUGCAUGACGAGGAAAUGAAUGAAGCGGAGCUGGUAUGUGAACAGCCAGCGCCCGAAGUGCCUGUGCGCCGCUCGCGACGUGUGGCGCAGAAGCCCGAGCCCGAGCCAGAGCCAGAGCCAGAGCCAGAGUCGGAGCCCGUGCUUGAGCCUGAAGUGCCUGUGCGCCGCUCGCGACGUGCGGCACCGAAACCGGCACAGCCGAAAGAGGAGCGCACGGCGCCCGAACCUAGGGAAGCUGCGGCGCCCAAACCUAGGGAAGCUGCGGCGCCCGAACCUAGGAAAGAUGCGGCGCCGGUGCGAAAGCGCGACAACUUUCGUGUACACUCCGAAGACGAUAGUCCUGAGCGCAAGCUCUCCGUGCUGCGCCAACAUUCUGAAAAGCGCAGUCAACGCCAUGUUCCAUCCGGCCGGAUCACGGCUUUUGACGACGACGACGUGGACGAUAUGCCCCAAGCCGAAGAAUUGGAUAAGAUCAAGCUGCCAGCCAUCUUUCCUUCGAAUUUCUCGCUUGGCGCAAGUACAGCGCCGGCGCCGAAACUUGCACAGGAUGCGCCAAAGACAACAGCGCCGACAUUUUCAUUUGUCAAGUCUGCAGAAAGCACGGGUGAAUCGCUGUUGGACCGUAUUGGCAAGGCUGCCGACCCGUCAGAGACCAAGCCGCCGACGUUUGGUGCACCGCCCGCAGCGUCAGGACAAUCCUCCUUUUCGUUUGGCGCGAACCCUGCAGCGUCGGAACAGUCCUUCUUUUCGUUUGGUGCGAACCCUGCAGCGUCGGAACAGUCCUCCUUUUCGUUCGGUGCAAACCCUGCAGCACCAGGACAAUCCUCCAACUUGUCCGGCGCAAAGUCCGGCGCAUCGGAAGAGCCUACUGCGUCGAAGAAACCUGCUUCGUUUGGCGCAAAGCCCGACGCGUUGGAAAAGCCUGCCGCUUCGGGGCAGUCCUCUUUUUCGUUCGGAGCAAAGCCUGCCGAGGCUGCUGUCCCUGCUUUUUCGUUUGGCGCACAGCAAUCGCAGCCAGCCAUUUCGUUUGGCGCGGCAGCCAAAGCCCAGCCUGCGGAGAAGCCACCUUCCUUCUUUGCAGCUGCUUCUGAAGAACCAGCGCCUGCAUCGCUAGACACAGAGAAGAAAUCUGGCCCCCCACCCAACUUUUUCAGCAACCCCGCAGAGCCGACCUCCGCAGUCGUUCCUCCGCCAUCGAAAGACAGCGCCGCACCAUCAUCCUUCUCGUUCGGCACAAAGAAAGAUGCGCACGAUACACGAGCAGAGAAACCUAUCGGGGAAUCAAAACCAUUCCCCUUCUUUUCCUUUAGCAAACCAAGCGAGCCUGAAAAGCAAGCGCCCGCCCCGCCAGCGUUUUCGUUCAGCAAGCAAAACGAAGCGCCACAAUUAGCCUCGCCCAGCCUUGAAAAGCCCGCUGCUGACCCCCCCAAAGCCGCGACACCAGCGCCAGCCUUUGGCACUGGCAUGCCUGGAGACCCACAAAAAACAGAGCCUCCAAAGCUUGCGCCCUUUAGCUUUGCCAAGCCGGCCGAGGCGAAAAAGUCUGAUGUGGCGCCUACACCGACCUUCUCUUUUGGGAAGCCCAGCGCAGCAGACAAACCUGCCAUGUCCAGCUUUGGCGUGUCGAAGCCUGCCGACACAGACGAAACCUCUGCAACGCCCAUGUUUCGCAUGCCUCCUGCCGCAGAGGACAAGCCGGGCGGAUUCGCUUUUGGACAGCCCCCUUCCCUGCCCAACGAUACGAAACGUACCCUCGAGCCAGAGCCUGAGCAGGACAAGAAGCGCGGCAGGACAGACGAGCCGCAUGCGCCCAAGCCAUCUCUCGACGCAACCUUGAACCCUGCGGCAAAGCCCUUUGCCUUUGGCGCGCCGAGCACAGAGCAGCCCAAAAGUACUGCGCCGUUUACCGGCUUUUCGUUUGGCACAAGCGCCAAGCCAGCGCAGAGUGCCGCGGGCCCAGCACCCUCUUCGUUCGGCGCCAAGCCACAAGAACCGUCCGCGCCCCUGUUCGCAUUCGGCGCCAAGCCAGCCGCGUCCGAAUCGCAGCCCACUGCGCCGCAUGCCUUCGGUGCGCCUGCCUCCACGAGUUUCUCCUUUAGCAAGCCGGAGGCCAAGCCGAGCUUUGGCACGGCGAGCAGCACUCCGUCGACUGGAUCGCCUGCACCGACGUUUGCCUUUGGCGCACCAACAAAUCAGCCCGCGACGCCGACAUUUGCAAGCCCUUCGUUCGGCGCGCCGUCUGCGAAUGCGCCGGAACCAACGCCUGCGUUUACAUUCGGCGCGCCUGCGCCUCCUGCGCCGUCCACGACUACAUUUCCGUUCGGUGCGCCGCAGCCCGCAACAAACAACCUCUUUCAGUUCGGGGCCAACGCCCCUGCGCCAAACCCCGCCCCGUUUGCUUUUGGCGAAGCAACUGCGCCCGGUUCUCCAGCGCCCGGCUCGCCAGCGCCCAGCACCGCCUUUUCUUUUGGCACUCCCAGCCAAGGCGCUCCUGCACCGCCAGCUUUUGGCACGCCAGAAGGCGGGCCGAAUUUGUUCAACAUGGGCGCGUCGCCCGCACCUGCUGGCCGGCAAAUCAAGCCAUUGCGUCAGCCACGGAGACGAUAG